UGGAUUUGCAGCAAAAGGUAUAUCGAGAUUCAAACGUACACAUUUUUAACACGUAUUGACCACUGCAGCUCCACUAGAGAGUGCGUGAAUGUUAUGUUAUCCUCUAUUCUCACCUCAGUGGUCACUUUAACGUUUUUCGGAAGACGUUUUAACACGUUGUUAGUGUCGCUCCAGUUCUCCACGAGCCACUUCAGCACCCUGCAUUCAAAUGAAGUUUCAUCAAGAAGGAAAAACAGUGGACUUCCUGUUGGACGCUUCCUUGCUGUAUAAAGAAACAUGCCCGGAGCUAUCACGGUUCUUACUUGUCCUGUGAAGGCUAACGAACAACGGAAGCACGGUCCCUCCACUCUGCUGCAGAACACCUCCGUGUGUCAGUACUGUUAUCAGUGGCUGCAUCCAAACAAUUAUCGGAUGCGACUUCGACCAAAACGGCGUCCGUCGGCACGGGUGCAGAGUCUCCUGCUCAGGAAGGCCCGGGGCAAACGACUCAGCCUGAUGCAGAAAGAUUUGCUGCAACGCUUCCAAAAGUCCUCCUCUGUACUGAUGGCAACCUGCCACACUUGCAAUCAAACGUCCAGACACAGAGGAAUGAACAGGGAGUUUUUAUCUGGCCUCGCGAAGACCCACAGCACGCCAGGGAGCGUGGGCAAAUACAAGACCCCCCAGUCUACUCACAGAGCCAACAUGCCUACCCCCAAGACUCCCAGCAAAGACAAGACACCUGUUCACACACCUAGGUCUUCCAGCUCCUCUAACACCUCAGGGUCAGGCUCAUCUGCCUCCAAGACUCCCUCUAAACCUAAGAAUUGGGUUGUGCAGCGUCUCAGCAAGAUACUCAUGCGAGAAGACAACCCGGGCAAGAAGAAGGGGGGCUUGAAAGAUUUUCUCUCCUCACUCUGAGCGUCUCUUUUGUCUUUUUGUCGACUCUUGAAAGAACAUGGGGUAAGACCCACGUUUGUAACCCGUUAACGCCAAAGGCUAAAGGGACACUUUAUUUUCCGAGCCGGUGUGUGAAGGGUUACAGUCUGCCCACCAACACAACUAUUGCCGGGCUGUUUGGAAUGGCACUCCUGGUAUCCUGAAUGUAUCAACUGGGAGCUCUGGCUGGCUAUUUCAGCUUUACAUCAGGGUUACUGCUGAGCCAGUUGGAGGAGAAUGCUUUUAUUCUAACUCAGCACAUGUCUCUUAAAAUCUCCUAAACUGGGGAUGUUAUUUUAAGGGUAAUGUUUGAGGAAUUAUUCAGUAUUUAUCAAAUAGUUUAAAACCCAGGAACUGUGGUCUGUGGGUGGAGUUUGGCAUGGGAAGCUGGUUUACAUGCCAAUAUCUUUUUAUUUUUAUUAAAUAUGUAUAUAAUACAUAUAUAUAAAACUGUUUCGUAUUCAUGUUUACUUGAUGUCUAAUCUUUUGUAUUUGAAUGUAUUCACUUUCUUUAUUUUUUAUCCAGUGGGGAGAUGUUAAGUAUAUACUUGACAAAUGUAUAUGUCAAUGCAAAUGCAUGACAUGAUAGGAACUGUGCACAGUCACCAGGGAAGAUGUUUUUUAAUUAUCAUCUGACAUGGGACUCAUAACUUGCUGUUUACAUUGAAUAGGCACUCUGCCUUAACCUGUACAAAGAGACUUAUAGACAAUCAGUAUUGUCAAUGCUUAAUAUUUUAUUUUAAUAUUUUCUUUGGUUACAUGUUUUUGAAAGGUUACUCUUUUCAUCUUUUUGUAAAGAGCAGGGAUUUGGAUAUAUCUUCUUUUGUCGUACUGCCUGAUUACCUUUUCCAUUAGCUGUAGAAUGUACAGUAUGUAUUUGAAUCCUGAAAUACCUCACAUUUGUAUUCCACCUACACUGUGAAUCACUCAAAUAAAACCAUCUUAGUCUGUGAAACCUUU
Messenger RNA from Trematomus bernacchii (emerald rockcod), 1878 nucleotides. It is a transcript of the gene rmp24, whose product is annotated as chromosome unknown C18orf21 homolog. The transcript is spliced from 5 exons. Bases 277 to 900 code for a protein of 207 amino acids. NCBI's taxonomy places the organism in Eukaryota, Metazoa, Chordata, Actinopteri, Perciformes, Nototheniidae. The record is from RefSeq and is a predicted model, not a curated record.